AUGGGCCGCAGCGCUGCUCAGAGAUCGACAGAAAGCCAAACUCUGAGUCAAGAGGUGGGUCAGACCCUUGGCGCCGAUUUGCUGCGUUCUUUGCGCAAGGACGGCGAGGAUGAGGAAGCUUGGGCGAUGCGGAUCGAAGCACCAGAAUUUCGACCUGGAGCCAGGUUCUAUUGGUCCACACCAGCUGCUCCGUCCGAUGCCCAUCUCUUGAGCGCAGAGACCUCUGCCGGGGCUGCGUCCGAUGACACUGAGUCCUUGGAGGUUCCUGCGACUGCUGGAGAACCAGAUCCCAACGAGCCAGGAAGUCUUUUCAAUGGCUCUCCUCAAGCCAAAUGUGUACAGUCUCAUUGGCAAGAUGAGAAUUUGAGUUCACCAGCGGCAUGGCUUUCUAAAGCACCAUCGUUGGAAGAACUGCCGGACACUAUGCUUUGGAAAAAAGGAUGA
Messenger RNA from Durusdinium trenchii, 444 nucleotides. Lineage: Eukaryota; Dinophyceae; Suessiales; Symbiodiniaceae. The record is from the annotation of a GenBank genome assembly.